This is a messenger RNA of Dacryopinax primogenitus, 498 nucleotides long. RefSeq lists its product as uncharacterized. Bases 1 to 498 code for a protein of 165 amino acids. Lineage: Eukaryota; Fungi; Basidiomycota; Dacrymycetes; Dacrymycetales; Dacrymycetaceae. The transcript is spliced from 3 exons. The record is from RefSeq and is a predicted model, not a curated record.
AUGGAUACAUGGCGUCAACCCCAAGCCGACCCUGACUUGCAUGGGCAGCCAUACAAGCCCCAUCUUCGCCAACAGCUGUCCCAAGCUUAUGAUGCCUAUGCACUCAUCAUUCUUGAGCUUGAGAAGAAUGUCCAGCAAGCACUAGGUCAUGAUACGCCUGACUGGUGCUUGCAUAAUGCAUGCCCAGCAUGUGAUUAUCAGCUUGAAGGAGAGCCUGAUCUGGGACAUUUGAAGCUUGUCUUGUUGGACAGCAACAACUUGAGCAAGUGGUUUGGUCAUGCAGGGCACCAAGAUCUCUGCCAGUUCAAGAGCAACUACAUCUUGUCCACCAGCUUUGUGGACCAGUAUGAGAAGGCACAAGGUCAUCAUGGCAAGCAAAACUCUGUCAAAUCACAGCCCAUGGAUGAGCCCAACAACUUGAGCAAGUGCAACUGCACUGAGAAGUGGAAGACAUCAAACUGUCAGGGCACCAGCUCAUUGCUUGGUCAAGAGACAUGA